AUGGUUCAGCAACAUGUUUGGAUGAAGAUAGGUGAUGGUACGUCAGCGAAUAUAUGGUUUGAUAAAUGGGAUGUUGUUUGUCCUUUAAGCUCGUUCAUCACUCCGAGAGCUAUAGCAAAUGCGGGGUUCACGUUUAAGACUAAGGUAGAGGAUGUUUAUCGGCAAGGAGAAUGGGAAUGGCCUGAUCAAUGGCUUACCCGAUACCCUAUUCUGCUUAACAUACAACAUAUUAAUAUGCGAAAUAUGAAUGAUAAGGUUGUCUGGAGAUCUUCAGCUGGUAAGGAAGUGGAGUAUAGUACUGUUAAUGUUUGGGAUGAUAUUCGGGUCGCUCAAAGUGAAGUUCAAUGGUCGUCUAUGGUCUGGUUUCCUCAAGCUAUUCCACGACAUUCGUUUUUCCUGUGGCUUUUGGUUAACAAGAAGUUGAAGACUCAAGACGUAAUGGCUAGGUGGUGUGCGUCGGGCAACAUGAACUUCAACUUGAUGUGCUGCUCGUUGUGCUCGUUGGGGCCGGACUCUCACGAACAUCUGUUCUUUGAAUGCUCGUUCGGAUCUCAGGUUUGGAAUGGAGUAAAGGAUAUUGCGGGUUUAUCUUCAAUCGCUAACUCUUGGGAUAUGAUCUUUACUCAUUUGGUUCAAGUGGCUAACUCUAAGAACGCUAUGCAUGUGAUCAGCAAGAUGGUUGUGAGUGCGGCAGGUUAUUUUGUUUGGCAGGAAAGGAACUUCCGGUUAUUUACGUCCAAGAAACGAAGUGCUGAGCGGCUUGUUGAUAUUAUUUUAGCUACGGUUCAGAUGAAGCUUCACACGAUGCGGUUUAAACGAACAAGUCAAGUGGAGAGGAUCCUACAAGAUUGGAGUUUACCUCGAGGGUUAAUUGUCGAAGAUGAUGACAAUGGCUAG
Molecule: messenger RNA, 897 nt
Organism: Helianthus annuus (common sunflower)
Lineage: Eukaryota; Viridiplantae; Streptophyta; Magnoliopsida; Asterales; Asteraceae
Exons: 1
Coding region: 1-897 (298 amino acids)
Source: RefSeq, a predicted model, not a curated record